AAUGCUUUGCUCUACUUCGUAGACAGAUGCAUACUAUUUGUUUGUUAGAGUCACUCAUUAAAUAUUGAAUUUUGCUAUGAGCUGAGGAUUCACAAAGAAACAGAUUACGUGUGUCAUGUCCAUGCCUUUGUCUUACGAAUAAGAAGAUAUCAGCAUAAUCCAUUAAAAAUCGUGAAAUGAGACAUGAAACUUCAGAAUCCGUGGAAAGCAGGCAGAUAAAAAAUGCACAUCUCUAAGUUUUACAUUUCUGCAGUCCUCCUAGUAACAGUGGUAGGGAGCAUGUUGGCUGUAUACAGAGUGUUUGAACAUUUAUGGAUCAUUGACUUGAACAGAACAGAAAUAACAACAACAGGUUAUUCUUCUUCUUACGACUCAACAAUACAUAGUGCAAUUUCCAGUAAUAUUUCAGAUGAGGCCAUUGAAGAUGAUGAUUAUGAAUUUCAAAUAUGGGAGAAAUUUAAGGAAAAAUCAUAUUUUUUUGGAAAUUUGAGAAAACGUGGAUGGGAAUUAUCUGAAGAAUUUUGCCAGAAGAGAAAUGCAGCUCUUCUUAUAAUUGAUGAAAAAGAUGAAUUGGAUUUCAUAUCAAGCAAGGCCAUUAGAACUGCAUGGGUUGGACUUCGACAAGAAUCUUACAAAAAAUGGUUUUGGACUAAUGGAGCUAUACUGAAUGAAAACCUCUUUCCUGAAGGAGUUAUACAAGAGAAGGACAAGAAUGAAUGUGCCAAUGUGAUGCACAAUAAAUUAUUUGCUGCACCUUGUAAAUCUGCCAAUAUAUGGAUUUGUGAAAGAAAUGAUGUUUAUCAGUAAUAUUCCAUCUAAAGGAAAGGAAAUAUCAUGAUUUCUUUUAAAGAUAUUAUCUUUUUCUUUUUUGUUAAAGUAAGUUUUAAUUAGCAAUGCAAUUUAGCAAACAUGUGGCUUUAUUUGCACAUUACAGUUACAUCAAUGUUAUUAGUAAUCUGUUUUUAACAUCUUUAACUAGUUUAUAUGAUUUGAUAAAGAUGAAGGUAAAAUUUCUAUUGAAGCUAAAAUUUGAAUUCAUGAUAGGUUGUCGAGCAUAUGUUAAUAUUAAUCAACUUUGCUUUUUCUCAGACUUUAUGUGUAUUAAAACAUGAUUAAAUAAUUGGAUUAUAGCUAGAGCAGUGGGUAGUGUUGUCAUCUCAUUGCACAUUGACUGUGAUGGCCUCUUCUGUGAUGUGUGCAUGUUCUCUUGGUUUUAACUUAGGGCUUUCAUCAUGGACUCUAUAUAACAUUGCAUUCAUUUACAACGUAAGCAACCGAAGUGAGUGUUCUCUCAUCCCAUCCAGGGCUAUUUCCUGGUUUGUGAUAGUACUUAUUUAAGAUUUUUCUGAAAAUGGGAAGAUGACUGUUUUAUGCUUUAAUCCCUUAGUGUUUAAUGCAUGUAUGGAGUUAUUCCUGUUGCGGAAACUUCUACUUGAUCUCAAAGCCAAGGAUAGUCUCAAGUGUGAAAAUGUAUUAAUGCAUUGUACAAACUUGCCUCACCUAAUUGGACUUUGCUGUUUUUCUGCACACUUACAAAAAAGAACACCCCCAGAAAGAAAGUUAUGGAGAUGUGUUGAGUGAAAAUUUAGUGAUUUUUACAUUUCACCACUGUACCUUUGUUCUGUGUAGAAAAUCUUAAAUUCUGUUAACGUUGUGCUAAACCUGGUUUCAUAUCCUUUAUUGUUAAAGAAUGUUGCUCUGAUUUAAAGAAUAUUAAAAAGUAAACAACCAGACUUAAAAUUAUGAAUUCCCUUUGUCCAUAAACAUUUUUCAAAGUAAAAAAGGAUUAUGAAAUGUUACAUUUUGUGUUAACUGUUCAUUAAAAGUUAUAGCUAAGACAUUAUGUUCCCAUUUCUUGUCUGCUCAUAAUUGAAAUGCAGUGUGAUGUACUUUGCCAUUGCUGAGGAUGAAACUACAGUAUCUAAAGUCAAUGUAAUCUACAUUAUUAUUAUUUUACAUUAGAAUGGCCUAUAAAGUAUUUUGAAUACAAUUGAAGACAUUUAAGACAAUUGUUAGCAUUCACAUCUUGGUGAUCAUAACCAAGUUGUUGAUUUAAUAACACACAUUUAGAGAAUCUAAACUUAUUAAUUCAUUUUUAUUUCUUUCAAUUACAGGAUGACAAUAUUCAGUGUUGUACCUUUUAAAAAAAAUGAGUAUAGAAACAAAUUAAACAUGAUAGACUUUAGUUUUUUUGGAAACUUCCUGCCUUAAUUUGGAUGGAAAAAAAGUAAGCUGCCAAAUUGGUACUCCAGAGCCAAACAUGGAAAUCACACUUACAAGGUGAAACUGACCUUUAGAACAAUGACUUCACUAAGAAUAAAACAAUUAAUCUAAGUCAUUUUCAAUUUACCAAAUUAAUAGUUAUCUUGUCAUGCCCAGGUCUCAGAAGCAUAGCUAUCUCCAAUUACAUGAUGGUGAUCAGUAUUUGGCUUCAUCUACAAUUGUAUUAAAUAUAAUUGUAAUACAUACAAUUUUUUCAGAUUUAAAAGACAUAGUUGCUGAGGAUAUGCAUGCUUUAUUUUAAUAACAGGAUAUACCCUCACAAAAUGUAACCCUACCUGUUUUAAAAACAUUUAAGGUUAAUCUGUUAAAUUUCUGCUCAAGGUUUACUAAAUCAGCACUAUUGUUUUUUUAGUAUUACAAGAAUUUACCCCAGUAAUUAAUUGAAAUAAUUAAUUGA
Messenger RNA from Polypterus senegalus (gray bichir), 2680 nucleotides. Its product is annotated as C-type lectin domain family 1 member B-like. NCBI's taxonomy places the organism in Eukaryota, Metazoa, Chordata, Cladistia, Polypteriformes, Polypteridae. The transcript has 8 exons. The record is from RefSeq and is a predicted model, not a curated record. The coding region runs from base 223 to 807 and encodes 194 amino acids.